This is a messenger RNA of Eurypyga helias (sunbittern), 2601 nucleotides long. It is a transcript of the gene WDR64, whose product is annotated as WD repeat domain 64. The annotation marks the transcript as partial. Gene Ontology annotation, molecular function: protein binding. Lineage: Eukaryota; Metazoa; Chordata; Aves; Eurypygiformes; Eurypygidae. The record is from RefSeq and is a predicted model, not a curated record. The transcript has 23 exons.
AUGAGGGUUCUGGCAACCACCAGCAUUAAAGAUGAUGCUUGCAUCACUGGAUGUGAUUUCCUACCUCAGCUGAAACGUGUCGUGGCAGUAACUGGAAGGACCAUCACCGUCUGGGACUAUAAAUCAAAAAGGAUUCAGAAUAAUUGCUUUGCCAUCAAACCAAUGGAAAACAGUCUGCUCUGCGUUUGCACAGUGCCUAUGUCAGAUCACCUGGCUAACGAUAAUAUCCUAUUUGGAGAUUAUAAGGGUUUUGUUCACCUGCUUACUGUGAUCAGUGAUGACUUUGGAUUGACACAACUUAAAGAUGAAAAAGAAUCAGAGCUUCAGGUCUUGGACUCCAAAACUUUUAACAUUGCUAAGCGCAAGCUACAUGAUGACUGGGUUGUGAAAGUUAAGUAUAUUUCUGGCCUAAAUUGUUUUGGAUCCUGCUCCUUGGACAGCAUUCAUUCAUUUAUUUUGGAUGACAUAAAGCGACUAAAAGACGAAUUACCUGUAAAGGAAUUUUCUGUCAGUAGAGGAGUGAAUGCCUUCACAUACUGUAGGAAAGCAAAAGUGAUUGUCACUGGGGGUAAUGACAAACUCCUUCGUUUGUGGCAUCCCGCUAUUAAUAGUAGGCCUACAGGGAAGCUGUCAGGACACCGAUGUAGUGUCAUGGAAAUUGAGACAAAUGAAAAAGAUCAACAUGUCAUUAGCCUUUCUUCUGCAAAGAUUUUUAGAGUGUGGGACAUACAAACGCUUUCACUGCUGCAGGUCUUCCAUGAUAAUCAAGGGAGUCCUGAAAAGAUGGAGACCUUUGCCAUGGUAUUUGACAAUGAACGUGGUAGGCUUAUCACCGGUUCAGCUGCCAUUGAUAUUUACCCCUUAACUCAUAUGAUACAAGACACAAGACAGGUGCCACAGACACAUGAGGAAAGUAUCAAUGUUCUGGUUUACAACAGGGCUUUGCGGCAGGUUCUCACUAUCUGCUCUGAGUCAAUACUCAAGGUCUGGGACUUAGAAACAGGAUACCAACUAUAUCAGACUGAAAAUGCGCAUGGGCUGAAUACUGAAGUGACCUGUGCAGCCGUUGAAAUAAAUGGUUUUUAUCUUGCUACUGGGGCAUGUGAUGGAACAGUGAAAAUUUGGGAGUUUGAAAGUGGGCAGGAAGUUAAAGCCUUGCCUUUGGCCCAACACAGCAAAGAUGAGUGUCAUCUGCUGAAGAUAGUUUAUCUGAAGGCUAAUGAGAGUCAACAUGCACUUCUUGCUUUGGAGCAGAGUGGAAAGAUGAAACUAAUUCAGGGUAACUCAUUUCAAACGUAUCUAUACGUCACAUGGGUGCUUCCUGAGGCAGUGUUGUUUCCACGAAGGAAUCCAGUUGUGUCUUUAUCACUGAAGCCUGACACCUCAAAAACACAUGAGUUUUUUCCAGAUAUUCAGCUUCUGUCUGAGACAAGUUCUCUGAGAAAUGAUACAGAGAAUUUUAUAUCUUCUGUAGAAAUGAAGUGUUUUGAUGUUUUAAAAGCAGAAGGAUACAGUCUGAUAGUUACAGGAAGUGCAAAUGGUGCAAUAAUUUUGUGGGAUUUUGAAUCUGCCUUUGUGAGAUGCCUGUGUAAAAUUAAUGAAGAUGGCCAGGCUUCAGUUCUUCAGGCAUCUGGAGUCAAUGCCAUUUUGUUCCUUGUACAUAGUUCUUUCUCUUCCAGUUCCCUGCCCUCUACUGCUGCUACUGUGACGGGUGUUAUCAAUGCCGUUCCAGAGCACAAGAGCAGUUCUUUGAACCUACAUAAGGAAAAUGUAAAAAGUGAUGAAAUUAACACUCAACCAACAACAGCAGAAGACAGAACUAGGUAUAAGAAUAUCCAACACUUGAAGAUGAACAUACCAUUAUCCAAAACUGUAGCAGGACACACACCAAUACUGGCUUCUGCUCAUGAAAAUGGCUGUAUCUGCCUGUGGAGUAUUCAGGGAAACUUGGUGAAAGAACUUUUGCCAUUUUCAAAAUAUCCUUCAGUUCCUCUGACUGCACUAUGUACAGACACCUCCACUAAAAUGCUUUUGGCAGGCAGUAAGGACGGAUAUAUUAUGCACUGGAGCAUUGCCUCAUUCUUAGAAGAUCCACAAAACAAUAAAAAUCAAAUAGAGGAGGAACUCUGCUGGAGGGCACACCCUACUGAAGUGGUUGACUUAUUUCACGAAGAGGAGAAAAAUGUGGUAGUAACAGCAUCUAUUGAUGGUUCUGUCAGGCUCUGGCAUGCUACGAAUGGACACUAUCUUGGUUACUUUGGACAACCCAGGAAGUUUGAAUUAUCAGAUAUCAGUCGGUUGAUUUUGCCUUGUGACGUUAAUAACUUUCCUACUAUAAUUAAAGAGGAAAAGAAGAAGUUUGAAUAUCCUCUCACGCUGGACAGGGACAAGUGGAAGUCACUGACCAGCUCAACUUCAGUUUCAAAAAUGCCUAAAGAUGUGGACAUAAUUCAGGACUUCAAGUUUUCCAAAGCUCUGGCUUCUCCAAAGAUCUAUAGACAACCUUUGGAAAGUGUUAAAUCCAGAAACAGACAGCCUGGUGCAGUAUUUGAGUCUCUUCCUAUAUAUGAGGCAGAGUUUGAUGGGAUGUUCCAUAGGUAG